This is a messenger RNA of Prunus armeniaca (apricot), 816 nucleotides long. Lineage: Eukaryota; Viridiplantae; Streptophyta; Magnoliopsida; Rosales; Rosaceae. The record is from the annotation of a GenBank genome assembly.
AUGCCGAGUCAAAUGUGGAAGUCUAGCCUGUGUGGUGCUUCUCUUACUGCAACUGCAGAAGGAAACUCCUCCUCAUCAUGGCUUUCUCCAUCUGGUGAUUUUGCCUUUGGAUUUUGGCCACUUGGAAACAAUGAUAUCUUCUUGCUUUCAAUAUGGUAUGCCAAAAUACCCGACAGAACCUUAGUUUGGUAUGCAAAUCGGGAUAAUGAGGCUGCAGUUGCACCCAAGGGGUCAACUGUGAACUUGACUGCCAACAGCGGUCUAGUGCUUAAAAGUCCUCAGGGUGAAGAGCUAUGGAAAUCUGAAACCAGUGCUGGUGUUGCCGGUGGGGUCAUGAAUGAUACAGGCAACUUUGUUCUUCAAGAUAGAAAUUCAGAAAGCUUAUGGGAGACCUUCAACAAUCACACUGAUACUAUUUUGCCUGGACAGACAUUUGAAAGAGGUGGGAAGCUUUUGUCUCGACAAUCGGAGACUAACUAUUCGAAAGGAAGGUUCCAGCUGCUUCUGCAAGAAGAUGGGAACCUUAUAAUCAGCACCAUAAACUUGCCAACAAACUUUGCCAAUGAACCUUACUAUGCAACCGACACUACCUCAGGGACUGUGGCAGGUAGUGAAGGUAAAGAACUGGUUUUCAAUGUCUCAGGCUACUUGUAUGUUCUGAGUGAGAAUGGUGGAAAGACCAAUGUUGCAGUGGGAGACGCAGUCUCAGCAAGGGACAACUAUAUUAGAGCAACUCUCAACUUUGAUGGGAUUUUUGCUCAAUAUUAUCACCCAAAGAAUUCCACUGGAAAUUAUCUGCACUCUCAAAGAAGAUAA